This is a messenger RNA of Aureococcus anophagefferens, 2196 nucleotides long. RefSeq lists its product as hypothetical. The coding region runs from base 1 to 1488 and encodes 495 amino acids. The transcript has a single exon. The record is from RefSeq and is a predicted model, not a curated record. NCBI's taxonomy places the organism in Eukaryota, Pelagophyceae, Pelagomonadales, Pelagomonadaceae.
AUGAACGACCUCUGGGACAGCCAGGAUUUGGCGCCCGAGGUCUUUCCGCACAUGCUCGCGCUCGCGCAGGACGGCGUGCGCCUGACGAACUACUACGGCCAGGCGUUCUGCACGCCGGCGCGCGCCGCGUUGAUGAGCGGCAAGUUCGGCCACCGCACGGGCUUCGCCAACGUCGACGUCGACAGCGCGGCGACGCUCGAGAUAUCCGCGUGGGGCAACUUUAGCUUGGCGAACGCCGGCGACCAGAUCUUCCUCUCCCAACGGCUGGCGACGGCGGGCUACGAGGUCCACGGCGUGGGCAAGUGGAAUCUGGGCCACUGCAACGCCGCGUUCCUGCCGCCGAGCCGGGGCUUCAAGUCCUAUUUAGGGUAUUACGGCGCGGGCAUCGGCUACGUGAGCCACGAGGUCGAGCAAUCGGGCAACGUGGAGAACUCGUUCACGCGCCACUUCCGGGACUACUCGCUGGUGGACAUGCAGCGCUGCACGCCCCAGGGCUGUUUGUCCGACGCGUCGGUCAUCGGCGAGUACUCGACGAUUUUGUUCACGAACGAGUCUCUCCGGCGCAUCGACGGCUUCUCCGUGGAGAACCCGACCUACCUCUACGUCGCGUACCACGGCGUCCACGACGACAAGCAGUCCAACGCGUCGGGCCUCGACUACCCCGCGGCGGCGCUCGAGGCGCUGGAGGAGCGGCGGCGGAAUUUCGGCAUCGCUUUACACGCGGUCGACCACGGCGUCGGCCUGCUCCAGCAGCGGCUCGAGAAGCGGUCCUCGGACUACGUGCUCGUGGUCCACAGCGACAACGGCGGCUCGCCCUGCGGCACCUACUGCGACAGUUCGAACGCGCCCUACCGGGGCAUGAAGUUCUUCGACUUUGAGGGGGGUUUGAAGCUGCCCGCGUUCGUCUACUCGCCGACGCGUUUGGCGUCGCGCGGCACCUACGACGGCCUCAUGCACCACGUCGACUGGACGGCGACGUUCCUCCGGGGUUUAGCCGGCACGCUGCUGGACUGCUCCGACUGCGACUCGCGGGACCACUGGUCCGCGAUCUCGUCCAACUCCGACGACAAGUACGAGAUCCGCGACGAGGUCGCCUUCUCCGUCACCGCGGAGGCGGCGACGCUGCGCAUGAAGAACUACAAAUACAUGUACCAGCGCUCCAACUCCACCUGGUUCAAGGUCGGCGAGGAGGUCACGGGGUCCUUCAACACGCAGAGUUGCAUGGACAGCUCGGCGAUGAACUUUCUGUUCGACGUCGACGCGGACCCCUACGAGACCCAGAACCUCUACUACGACGACGCCUACGUCCACGUCCUCCGGGGCUUCGAGGACGAGGCCGCGCGCAUCAUGCGGGAGGAGUACGUCCACCGGACGCUCCCGCCGGGCUCGCCCGAGGGCGGCGCGGACACGAUCGCCGCGUUCCUCGCGUCCUCGCCGACGAACGACACGGUCAAGCACGUCACGCCCUGGGACUGCGCCAUGUCGUAAAGGUCCGUUCUUGUCGGGGCGGCGCGGGCGGCGCGGAGGCCGCGCGCGGCGCGGGUGCCGCAGGAGUGCUCGGAGGCGUGCGGCACGGUGGACCGCAGAGCGCUCUCUCAGAGAGCGCCUCGACGCGCAGCGCUGCACCGCACCCGUGCGCGCGCGCCGCAGCGCUCCGCACCGCAGCGCACGGCAUCGCCCAUCGCGUGCGACAUCGCGCGCGCCGCCGCUCGCGCCAUCGCGAGGCGACGAUGCGCGCCUACGUGCCGUCGCACAACCUGAGCCGGAGCUACCGCGGCGGCGCGCGGGAGCGCGCGCCGCUCGUCGCGCGCGCCUGCGCCGAGACGCCCCAGCGCCACGGCGUGCCGUCGGCGGCGUCCGUCGCGCGCCUCGCGGCCGCGGGCGCGACGGCCGCGGAGCCGCUCGACGGCCUGCUAUGCGGCCGGUUCCGGAUCACGAAGACGCUCGCCGACGGCACGUUCUCGCGCAUCGCCCUCGUCGAGGACCGCCUCUUCCCCCACUGGCGGCGGCGCGUCGCCGUCAAGGUGCUCGCCGCGGGCUUUCGCGAGGUCGGGCGCCGCGAGGCGGCGGUGCUGGCGUUGUUGCAGGGCGCUCGAGGUCUCGCGAUCCCCGAGUUCUUCGGCGCCCACGAGAGCGGGCCCCACUACGUCAUCGCCAUGGAGGCCUGCGGUCCAUCGUUAGGAGAACUCGUGAAGC